UCAGUAGUAGUUUUCGCGUCGGCCGCAGCACAACGAGCAAACGGAAACCGGAAACGGAAGUGAAAGCAAGCGAAAGGCAGUGGCUCCAAAGCACAGUUAAUCGGGCAGAGAGCCGAGUGCAGACAACAGUCAACUGAGAACUGAGCGCAGUGAAGUGUUUGUUUUCGCCGUUAUCAGUGGAUGCACGCCUUUCCACCUCCGAUUGCGAGUAGGGAUCGGGCCAGGGACUGGGAUUCCGAAUCCUCAUCCGCACUCGCAUCAGCAUCCACAUCGGAUUCAAAACCAAAAUCAGUAUUGUAUCCAGGCUCGCGACCCGCACGGAGGAGGCGGCGAGCCGGAGAGGCGUGUCACUAGCAGGUGGCCGAGCCGGUUAACCAGAGUCCGACGGCAAAAACCUCCUCUCAGCCAAAAACAUUGGGCCAUAAUUAACCGCAAGCCGAAAGCAACGCCGUGGAAAAACAAAUACCAAAAUUGAAUCAAAAAAUCAGUAACUGUGGAGCAAAAGAGCAGAGGACGCAGAAAAUGCGGGCCGAGUGCUUUGGCAAUUAUGCCAAAAUUGUUAACAAAAUACAAAGUGUAUCAGACUAAAUAAAAUCGACAGCAGGAAACCGCAGGAAUUACAAAAGGACCGAACGGAUAGGCGACGACAGGUGGUCGCUUUUAGGGCCUUUUCUCCUUGAGUUCGUUUCGUAAAUCUAUAUAUAUAUAUAUAUUGAGUAGGGGCCGAAAAUCACACCCUUCGUUGGCCCGAAAGCAACAGAGCUGAAAAACCCAAAACCACACAAACCCAAGCCCAAAUUGAAACCUCAAUAGAAAUACAAACGGAAGCAGAACAAAAACUCACUUAGGUUGCCAUCCAAAUCAACGGCUGUCAGACAAAAAGUCGCUUUUUAUUGAUUUUUAUAAAGCCAAAAAGCAAUGAACAGCAAAGAAUAAUAACACAAGCCGCAGAAGCAGAAGCAAAAUAAAAAUAAAAAGAAUAAAAACAAAAAGCGAACGCAAUGUGAAUAAUUCCCCAGUUGAACACAGAGGCGAGCACGAAACGGAAAAACUAAACUGCUGCUAUAUCCCCACUCACCCCAUCACUCCCAGUGCCCCCCCGCCUUUCUAGAUACCCAACUAUAUAAUAUAGCACACUAUCGGAACUUUCAUCAAAUGCGAUUCGACUCGAUUCGAUUGGAUUCGAUGACGAUUCGAAGCGGAGACACCGGAGAGACGGACGCACACGGAGCCCCAUAAAAAUGUGUUAUAAAAAUAUACACGCAUAAAUUCCCAUAACCCCCCUCAAAAGGACAUAAAUACACGGGGAGAACUUUUCAUGCAAAUGUCAUUGACAAAGUCAAUUAGCAGGAAACGGAAAAGCUGCAGCUGCACAAUUGAAAUUGAAAAUUCGUUUAAGGGCAUCAAAAAACACGAAACGGAAGUGCGGGACAAAAAGCAAGACUGAUUUUAAGUUUAGUUAGAUUAUUUUAACAAUAAAUCCCCCCCAAAAAAAAAGGGAAAGCAACUAUUUUGUGGGGAAAAGCCCGAAACUGCAACAACGAAUUAGCCAAGCGGAAACCGUUGCAAGGAGGUAAACCGCCCACAGAGAAAAUAGGGAAAGUCCCAACAAAGCGGGAAAAGCACCAAAAGCAGGAAAAACAGCAAAGCAAGAAAAACAAAAGCGACCUCCCAACAAAAGCAAGCCGUAUCCAUUCGAAAGCAUGUUUGUGCUCAUAGCUGUGCUGUUUGUUAACGCUUGCCUAGCGGGCACCAUUCCGGCUACGCCGGAGAACAUAACCGUUACGUUCCUCACGCCCACGGCGGUCCGGGUGUCGUGGCAGACGCAAAUCGAUCUGAAGGCACAUCCCAUCGAGAAGUACAUCGUGACGUACAAGCCAACGGACGACAGGGUUGUACAGGACGUCGCCGGCAGCAGCGAGGCCAUUGUCCUGGAUCGCCUGCUGCCCAGCACACAGUACUCCCUCGUUGUGACGGCCAUCUGGCAGGGCAAGAAGUACCGCAGCCGCGGCCAGAUCAAGUUCAAAACGCUGGAUCUGCCCAAGAACACCUCGCAGCAGGAUUUUCCGCCGGGCAUCUACGGCAAUAGCAGCAACGGUGCUCGCAAUGUCACCAAUAAUGCCAGCAUCUUUGGCGACGACGUGACCUCCACGGCCACCAACACCCUGACACAUGGCACAACCAGGGAAUUGCCCACGAUCCGCGGCGUGGAGAUCGGCAUCGUCCUAAUCGUACUGAUGGUCUGGGCCGGAGCAAUCGCCCUGUUCUUCAACCGGUGGGGCAAGAUCCGGAUGCUGUUGCCCUAUCAGCCGGACUACAAGCACGAGCAGCUGAAGGUGCCAGGUACGGGCGUGUGCAGCGCCAGCGGAUGCAAUGGACAGCACUCGCACCAGUGCUUGCCGCGAUGCGAGGGCUGUGGUAUCUUCGACCGCUGCUUCCAGUAUCCGCGAAGGGAGCUGGAGCGCGACUGCGGCUGCCAGUUUGCCCUGCUGCACAAGGCGGAUGUGGAGAGCUAGCAACCAGCGCACCGCGAAGCCUCCUCGGCGGCCGUGAGCGCGGCGUCCAGUCACGGACAUGGUCACAGCCAUGGCACUCCGGUGAACACCUAUGUGCGCGGCCCCAGCGUCGAUAAUCAGUCCAUUGUGGGCGCCAAUGUGCUGGAGAAUGUGGACAGCCUGGACGCAGGCGAUGCCAAUGGGGACGACAACAUCGAGUUGGAGGGUGAAGACGUUCCGGACAAGGAUAGGGAGGAUCAACAGCUGCUGCAUCGGGCCAAGGAGCCCGUUCAUCGCAUAUUGCCACUGCAGGCGGCUGGUGCCAUGAAGCAGCGCAAGUUCGCCCAGCAGCGCGGCAUCCUGAAGAACUCCCAGGAGCGCACCUUCGUCGAGGAGGACGAGGUACUGGAGGCCAAGAAGCAGCUCAUUCUGCGCCGUCGCCGCCUGUUCAGCCAUUAUAGGCAGUACGACCAGUGGCGGAGGCGGCAAUUCAGCUACGAUCCCAGCUACUUUCGCCCGCCUCCGUUGCCGCCUCGAGCGCUGGGAUGCGCUGAUCACCAGCUGGGCGCCAUCACGGAUGCGAAUCCCUCCGCCAAUGCCGGGCGAAGGAGGCGCCAGUACCGAAGGCAAUACUCCUGCGCGGAUCGAUCGCGGGAGGGAUCGCGCGACAGUCGCGGCUCGUCGUCGAUGCAGCUCCAGCUGCAGAAGUACCACAGUAUGGUGGCCAGCGACACCAUCCACACCGAAUCCUCGGUGCUCAACCACAGCAACUACAGCGAGCCGGCCAGCUUCGACAGCAGUGAAUGUGCCCACCCACCGUUGCACUGCAAUAGCCGCCACAUCCACAUGCUGGCCGAGGAGCACUCCACCUCCAUUUCGGAACGCUGCACCCGCAGCCGCAUCAACUCGGCCAUAUUCGUGUCAUCGGAGGGCCGAGGUUUUGACUCCAUAGAGUUCCUGCGGCGCCACGGAUCCCAGAGUGUGCUCUGCAGGAAAGCCAAGAGUGCCGAGAACAUAACGGAUAAUGGAAGAAGGAAGAGCCUACGGCCGUGGCGCACAGACGAUGAAUCCUGCAAGCAGCAGCACCUCUCGCAGGACAGCAACGACAUCGAGCUGAAGGAGUGCGGCGGCGCUGGAGGAGAGCUACUCCGGCUGCCGGUCAUCCACGAUGGCAAGCAGUCGCCCACAGCCGUGACUAGUCUGCUAGCGCGAUCGGCAGCGAUAACCACGGCCAACAUGAUUGUGGGCAGCAUCUCGCUGGAGGCACCACCACCUUACAUGCAGGACGACGAGGGCGAUACGCUGUCCACGGCGGCACUCAUCCAUAGCGAUGCAGCUGCCGUGGUACACGAGUCGCAGGACUCGGCGGAGACGGUCGAGGAGCUUGUCCAUGUGCCGCUACUGGCCAGUGCCACUGCCACGGCCAGCGUUUCGGCCUCAUCCUCGCCCAGCAUUGCCAUCGAGGCCAAGCCGCGCGUCCUGGUGCACCAACGAUCCUCGACCGCCUCCUCGUCGCCGCACAGCAGCCCCAAGAACCUGGGCAGCCUGGGACUGAAGAUCGUCAAGCCCAAGAUCAGUGCCGUGCCAAUGGUUUCCGUCUCCGGACCCUCGCCGCCCAUUGAAAAGCCGCCGCUGGCCGAGUGCUUGUAACAAAUGGCAGCCGAAACAUUUAUCUAAGCUCGCACUGAAGGCAACUGGACCCUGGAACCCGGAUAGCCCCUAAGAGUUCCCAAAGCCGCAGACAAAGUACCCAAUCCAAAUCCUAUUUCAAUAAUCUAAGAAUCUAAGAAGAUAUGUAGUUAAGACGGAGAAAGUAUGCCAGCUGCUCAAAUAAGUGUUUCGGUGAGAGGCUUUAACAAGAAAGUGCAAGGACGAGAAGUAGUAAUAGGAUAGAAAAGAAGGAUAUUGUACCAGUGGUCAUCACCAGGCAAGGAAAGCUUUGUAUAUUCAACAACGACUGACGUAUACACAUAUGUGUAGUACAUUAUAAACGAAACCAAUGGUAACCUGUAGAACUUUAUAAGUCGAUUAUUGUGUACGAGUAUGUGUGUAUGCAUACCUAUUAACUGAUAAAUCAGCUUUAACAACAAACAAGUAAACUAUCAGGCUUUAAUAUUAUGAAGAUGAUGAAUUUCUGGUUUAACCUAGUUAUGUAGACUCACCUAGCUGUUGAAACUAAUAAAUCGAUUCUUUUUAAUUCUUCUCCUAUACAUAUAGCCAAAACGAACACAGAACACUCGGGCACCAUCACUGUUAUACACGCGAUCUAGAUCUAUAUAGAUUUACCAAAAAUAUACAUCUAUAUACAUAUUUAUACACCCAGUAAAAUUAGUUGUGUGCGUCUAAGAGCCUCGCAUGGAUCAACAGGGUUUCCGUUCAAGAUCCUCCAAGAAUCCUGGGAAACAGUUUUCAUUCAUGCCAGUCUCUUCUUCGUACCGCCAGAGGUUUUCGGACACCUGCUAUACACUUAGCUCCUAGUUUUAAGAGAAUGAAAUCACAUAGUCCAAAUGUUACAUGCUAACAUAUCGAAUUCUCUACUGUACCCACGACCAAAGCGAAACGUUUGAAACUGUAACUAGUACAUAAUUAGCUUUAAGCAACCUAUUACAUGACUAUUAACUAGACGUAGAGAUUUUUGCAAAGUAAGUGCCCUGGACGACUUCUGAGUGUUUUUGAAACCAGACUCUUACGUGUAUUCCGUGUAGAUGUUUCUGUAGCGCGAUCGUACCCUAUACAAAAAAAAAGUAUAUCUCAUGUUAGGCGAACUUAUUGAUGGAUUUUUAGAAGUUUAUAUAGGAACGAUACGAUACUAUAGGAAUCUAUGGCACCAAGCCCAUUUGCUCCCGCUCACUUGUUUAGGUAGUCUCUUUACAUUUUAGUUAUGAUACUCCAAAUUUUAUCUAUCCACCUACGCGUUAGACACCUGAAAUCUAUCCUAUACAGUUCGUUUCAAGAAUGAAAUACAACAAUUGUAAAUACACAUGCACUUGUACCUACAUCAACUGAAAAUUUCUUCAGUGGAACACAAACGUUGUUAUUAAGGAAUUGUCAAUUUAUGGUCCAAAGCUACAAUAAAUAGAACAUCAUUUGGAUGGGUCAGCAGUAAGCUUAACUAAGUUCUAGUUUACGUUCAAUUCGCUAACACAAAACAAAAGUAAAAUUGUGUGAAUGUGUAUUUUUGAAAUCAAAUAAACGAAUUACAUAAAUGUAAUCUUUUCAUAAAG
Messenger RNA from Drosophila melanogaster (fruit fly), 5719 nucleotides. RefSeq lists its product as uncharacterized. Lineage: Eukaryota; Metazoa; Arthropoda; Insecta; Diptera; Drosophilidae. The transcript is spliced from 10 exons. The record is from RefSeq and is marked reviewed.